AUGUCCGCCAUCCCUUUCUCUACCGACGACUGUUCACAGGAUGAAACGCUACCUUCUCUCCUCCUGAUCGACGAGGCCGCGGCUGUGCUUGGACGGAUGAUACAGGGUCUGCGGACAGGCAUCCCAUACAUUCAUACCGAGAACGACAGCAUAAAGGCCAACCCGAUAUUGAGGACCGCACUCUGGCAGGCGGCAUAUGUCUUGGAAAAGGCGUACAGACGAAGAUAUCGAGUUCCUUGGACAGCUCGCCGCUAUAUGCGGGAGCUUACCCCUCGACAGGAUGGACGAAAUGCCAACCGCGAAGCAGUAAUGGCGAAGGAGUUUCCUCCCGGCGCCGAGCUCAACAGCGAUCAUCCGGUACAAGAGAUCCUUCCAGCAAUGAUCAUCGACGCCGAAGAUCACAUCCUCUUCUGCUACCUGCCUAGCUGUGUAUCGCCCGCGAUAAUGACAAUUAUCGACGCCGCUGUUGGGACCUUGGCUACUACCAAGGACGGACAUUUGCAGAAAAAGAGUCGAGCAAGAGAAGGCGAACGGGCGAGGGUAGAGAUGCAGAAGGUUAAGGGGAAGGGUAAACAGGAGGAAGAAGGUCAAGAGAAGCUGGGUGCGAACUGGAGAGAAGCGCUGGAUUUGUUCAGGCAGGGAGCGUGUAAAAUGACUCCUGGGGUGUUGACAUUCGCCCCGGCGUGGUGGCCUGUUGGUCAUGAGAACCAACUCCCCGGUCCAGCGUCGACCUUGAAACCACCCAAGGGAGAGGGUCGGAUGUUCCUGAGUGACAUCCCAAUCGCUUCAGCACUCGUGGGCGCUAUCCUUGCGCAGAUCAACCAACCUUUGUUCGAAUCCGGUGUGAAAGUGUUGAGGGAGCUGUACUCGAAUUCGAAGCUCACAAAGGACCAUUCUACAGUGUCGAAGAUCAUCGAAAUCUGGUUUUCCCCCUUCAGCUCCUUAUCCCUUAUCGUCAAUCGCGCGACUCCCAUUCACCGAGAUACCAGCGGGCCCAUCGAAGGAAUGGACAUACUCGUUACCGGCGGAAAUUAUUCAAACGGUGUAUUGGUAACACCAUCGUUUAAUCGUAGGUGGACCUAUAACCCUGGGUGCGUGGUUGCGUUGCUUGGAAAAUUAGUCCUUCACGGCGUCCCUGAGGUUGACGGUGAGCGCUAUUGCAUGGCGCACUUCUGGCGCGAACGGCUAUUCGACGCCGCGGGAGUGCCGUUUCCCUAUCCCUCAAAGUGGCAAGAGUCGUACACCAACAUUCCCGAGGCCCUGCAGUGGCAUAGAGACAAUGUAACAAGGUAG
Messenger RNA from Coprinopsis cinerea okayama7#130, 1293 nucleotides. RefSeq lists its product as hypothetical. The record is from RefSeq and is a predicted model, not a curated record. The transcript is spliced from 4 exons. NCBI's taxonomy places the organism in Eukaryota, Fungi, Basidiomycota, Agaricomycetes, Agaricales, Psathyrellaceae. The coding region runs from base 1 to 1293 and encodes 430 amino acids.